Molecule: messenger RNA, 1353 nt
Organism: Elephantulus edwardii (Cape elephant shrew)
Lineage: Eukaryota; Metazoa; Chordata; Mammalia; Macroscelidea; Macroscelididae
Gene: TAF1A
Product: TATA box binding protein (TBP)-associated factor, RNA polymerase I, A, 48kDa
Exons: 10
Coding region: 1-1353 (450 amino acids)
Biological process (GO): transcription by RNA polymerase I
Cellular component (GO): RNA polymerase I transcription regulator complex
Source: RefSeq, a predicted model, not a curated record
AUGAGUGAUCAAAGUGAUGAAUUCACAAGGCCCGUGGCCAGGGUUGGUCAGGUGGAAAAAGCGAUGCUCUCUGGUACAGGAAUACAUAUUCCUUGGCUCCGAAAGCAGAUGGAAACUGUGGCGACUAGAGGAAAAAAAGAAAAGGAUUUUGCUCAGACGACAAAUGCUUGUUUAAGUUUUAUCCAGGAAGCUCUGCUGAAACACCAGUGGCAGAAGGCUGCGGAGUAUAUGCAUAGCUAUUUUCAGAUCUUGGAAGAUUCUGAUGGUGCCAAAAGGCUGGCUGCCCCUGAGAUUAUUUGGAGACUCGGAAGUGAAAUUUUGUAUUAUCAUCCCAAGAGCAAUGUUGAGACUUUCAAUGCCUUUGCGGAUCGAAUGAAAAAUGUUGGUGUCAUGAAUUAUUUAAAGAUCUCCUUACAACAUGCACUGUACCUUCUACAUCACAGAAUGCUUGAGGAUGCAAACAGAAAUUUAAGCCAGGCUGAAACAUGGAGAUACGGUGAAAAGUCAUCUUCCCAGGAAAUAUUAAUUAACCUUAUUCAGGCAUAUAAAGGGCUUAUUCAGUAUUAUACUUGGUCUAAGAAGAAGACGGAACUGUCUACACUUGAUGAGGAUGAUUAUGCUUACAACACAGCAACCCGGAAUAUUCUUAACCACAGCUGGAAGACAUCUAUGAAUCUUUGUGCAUUGAUUAAAAUUCCUGGUGUUUGGGAUCCUUUUGUGAAGAGUUAUGUGGAGAUGCUGGAAUUCUAUGGGGAUCAAGAUGGAGCCCGAGAAGUUCUCACUAAUUAUGCAUAUGAUGAGAAAUUUCCAUCAAAUCCAAAUGCCCAUGUCUACUUGUACAACUUUUUAAAGAAAGAGAAGGCACCGAAAGAGAAACUGAUAAGUGUGCUUAAGACUUUGUAUCAGAUUGUACCAUCUCAUAAACUGAUGUUAGAAUUUCAUAGAAUACUUCGAAAUUCAGAAAAAGAAGAACAUCAUAAACUGGCCCUAGAAGUGUUGUUUGCGGUCUUAGAUUUCGCUGGCUGUGCCAAGAAUAUAACUGCAUGGAAGUAUUUAGCAAAAUACCUGAAACAGAUCUUAAUGAGAAAUCAUCUCGUUUGGGUUCAGGAAGAGUGGAACUCCAGGAAAACCUGGUGGCCAAAUUUUCACUUCAGCUACUUUUGGGCAAAAUGUGAUUGGACAGAAGAUAAAGCUUUAGCUUAUGAGAAAGCUUUUGUAGCUGGAUUACUAUUAGGAAAAGGUUGUAGAUACUUUCAAUAUGUUUCUAAACAAGGGCGUCAAGUCUUAAGGAAGAAAAAUAAACGGAUGAACAAAUUGGUGAAAAUGCAUAGUAUUGUAAAUCUGGAACCCUGA